AUGCUAUCUACGCCACCACCGCUAGAGGCGUAUACCGCUGAGCGCCGUGCCAGCGAGGAGAUUCCUAAAUCUGAGCUGCUGAGUAGAAACCCUUCCCAGUCUUCACAGUCAUCUGCCGGUGUUAGGGACUGGCAGGAUGUCAAGCUCAGUGAGCUGAUCGAAUCAGCAAAGUUGAUUUUCAUCAAGUCCAACAUCAGCGUGGAGCAAGCGUUCAACGUGUUAGAGGAUAACAACUUGACUUCGCUACCUGUUGAGGAGUUUGAUAACGAUAUGAACUGUUUAACUUUUGACUAUACGGAUUUGAACGCUUACCUCUUGUUGGUUUUAGGCAAGUUGCAAAUCAGCGAACAGGCAUUUGCGCAGAACUCGUCCUACAAGAACCUAGAUGAAGUUGCGGAUCUCAUACAGAAGGCUAAGAAAGGUGAUCAAGUGCCAGUGAAAUUUGUCGUGCAAUUGGCUCCAAAGAAUCCAUUCUACAAACUACCAGAAACUGAUUCGCUUUCCACAGUGGUGGAAAUCUUGGGGUCCGGAGUUCACAGAAUUGCAAUCAUUAACGAACAGGCAACUAGAAUCACAGGUAUUCUCUCACAGAGAAGAUUGAUCAAGUACUUUUGGGAUAACGCCAGAAGAUUCCCAUCUUUGGAACCAAUCUUCCAAUCAACGCUAUCGGAGGUGAAUAUCGGUAACUCAAAAGUUAUGUCAGUGUUUGGAGAUGAACCGCUAAUGAAUGCUCUUGUCAAGAUGAACGUUGAAAGAAUAUCAUCCGUUGCAGUUGUUGACCAUCAUUUGAACUUGUUAGGUAAUAUCUCGGUUACCGACGUUAAAUUUGUCACAAAGUCUUCCCAAUCGCCAUUACUCCACAAGAGUUGUCUACACUUUGUGAGUCUUAUCUUGAACCAUAGAGGUAUUGAAGACGGUAAGGAUUCCUUCCCAAUCUUCCACGUUUAUCCAACUUCCUCCAUCGGUAGAACAAUUGCCAAGUUGGUUGCAACAAAAUCCCAUAGACUCUGGGUCGUUAGACCUUAUGCACCAUCAUCGGCCUCGUCUAACCAAUCAACAUCAUCUGCAUCCUCGGUCAACGUUGAGAGUAAUCCACUCAACCCAGAAAAUGAAGGAAGAGCAGGAAAAUUGAUAGGUGUGGUGUCGUUAACUGAUAUCUUGGGAUUGAUUGCAAGAAGACAUGGUAAAUAUUAUGUUGAUCCGAACCAGGCAAGAAAGCAAAGAAGAAGAUCCUCUUCCUCUUCAACGAGAUCCUCGGGUUCCUUGGAGCAGUUUAGAAGAUCAAUCAGUGGUGCUUCUGAUCUAAGAUGA
Williopsis jadinii is the source of this 1311-nucleotide messenger RNA. RefSeq lists its product as uncharacterized. Bases 1 to 1311 code for a protein of 436 amino acids. The transcript has a single exon. Gene Ontology annotation, molecular function: protein serine/threonine phosphatase inhibitor activity. Lineage: Eukaryota; Fungi; Ascomycota; Saccharomycetes; Phaffomycetales; Wickerhamomycetaceae. The record is from RefSeq and is a predicted model, not a curated record. Gene Ontology annotation, biological process: cellular response to glucose starvation; regulation of mitotic metaphase/anaphase transition.